Punctularia strigosozonata HHB-11173 SS5 is the source of this 2208-nucleotide messenger RNA. RefSeq lists its product as uncharacterized. The record is from RefSeq and is a predicted model, not a curated record. NCBI's taxonomy places the organism in Eukaryota, Fungi, Basidiomycota, Agaricomycetes, Corticiales, Punctulariaceae. Bases 1 to 2208 code for a protein of 735 amino acids. The transcript is spliced from 3 exons.
AUGUCCCCUCCUCCGGCCGCGACUGCCCUGAGCAAGUCCCAAGGCAAAAAGCGUCAAGUCGACGCGGUCGGCGAUAGAGCUACUUCCUCACCGAAACCUACGAUGCAGACACGCCAAAAGCGUGUUCUUCCCUCCCGAACUCGUCGAGGUGGGCUUGGCAUUGGCAGUACGAAUGUGGACCAGAUGAUCCUGGACGCGCAGCUACGGAGAUUCGAAGAUAAACCACUCAUUCCCGCCGAAACCAAGUUCGUGUUCACCACCGACUCUUCACUGGUGCCCUCGUCAUCUACGUCCGACACCUUCAAGGUUGAGCUCAAUACCACCGCAUACGGCCGUUACUUCGAUAGGCCAGAGGUUAUUGCAGCUUGUAGGGCUCAGGAGACCAUACAGGUCCCCCACUACAUCAAUCUAUCCGACGAUGCAGCAGUAGGCGGCCGCUUUCGACCAAGAGGAUCACAGGAGGAAACAGUGGACACUUCCGACUCUGUUUAUGAAAAACGACACCGGAAAUACGAGGCAUUCGAGAAACGCCAACGGCUUCGCGAAAAAGAGAAACUCAAGCACGAACACUACAAACUCAAGGAACGCAUCGACCAACUCCGCAACAUGGAGAUUUCCGCCUUCCUUGCCCUCCCGGCCUCUUCUUUUUCCGCCCCCCCGCCUCGAUACGAUGAAUUAUCUGAGGAACUCAGCAGCGCUGCUGGAUAUCCGCAUAGCAUUGCCAGUAUCCAAGAAGGCGAACGGCGACGGAGGGAAAUGCUUCAGAUUGCAGAGGGUCUCGAGGAGCGCUAUCGAAUCUUACUACCCCCGGAUCGUCCUCGUGCCGCGGAGAAAAAAAUCAGCGUGGCUAAGGAUGUAUCUACACCUACGACUCCCAGCGUGGACCAACAGCAGACUUUCUCGUCGGAGCGGCCGGAAAAGAAGCAGCAGAGUCGGGAUGAUGCGAAGAGGCAACAAGUGAUUAAACAGGAUUCAGUGAACGGCAGCAAGUUCGUCAAGCGAACUGAGAAGAUAACAUUGGAUGAAGAGGAACCUGUUUCGCCUGCGCGCAAACCGCAGAAGUCGAGACAGCGAGCACAGGGGCCGAAGAGAAAUCACCCACCUGAUACGGCUGCUGAUGCGGCUGCGUCCCUUGUCAAUGCGAUCAAUCGCCAGUUUGGACAUCCUCCGGGGCGCGUGAAACAGCGGUCCCUGGAUGCAACGUCGGUGGGCACACCGGAUGCGGGCUCCAUUGUGGGGAAUGAACCACAGGACGCAGCUCCCCGCGUAGGCGACGGUGAAACCGAGUACGAAUCGGAAGAAGCAUUGUACGGGGACGGGAAGGCAAACGGCGUCAUGCUAACGAUCAAAGUGCCUGCUAAGGAGUCUUCCGGCUCCGACCGCACCACACCUGCACCGGCAUCCGCUGGUCCAGCUUCCACGACUAGAAGGCGAAGGCAGGCCCCUAUGUCUGCUCCUGUGCGGAGCCCCUAUAGCCCCGCAAUGAAACGGAACAUGACCAACCAUCCGAGAGUCCUUCAGGUCUUAGCAGGCAAGGCCAUCAGAGGGGCGAAUGGUCGCUUCCUUUCGGCCGCAGAAAUGGCGGAAUUGGAUAACAAGGAAGCAGAAGACAUUCCGUUGGAGACUAUCUCUGCGCCGCAACCGCGCAAGAAACGUCGCGCAAGCCAUAUUUCCCUGUCCGAAAAUCGCACAGCUUCAAUCAUUUCUGGUGCAGAGGAGUCUAUAUCCGUGGGCACUCGCGCUCGGAAUCGCGCAGCUGGACCCGGCUGCCUAGUCCUCGCGGCCAUGCGCAAGUCGGCGGCAGCUAAAGAGCGACAGGGAGGUCGCAACGCAUUCGGGGCAAGGAUACCAUCCGGCGUCGACAAAAUCCACGAAUUCGCACUUCCAUACUGGGUACGGUAUCCCGAUGGCGAGGAAGAUGAACUAGAACCCGAUUCUGAAAGCCCUAAAGCGAUGGAAAUCGAUGACACUGCACCCGGUGACUCAGCCAGUACUGGUCGAGCAACACCGGAAGCUCCGUUAGGCCACGCUAGGAUGAAUGAUUACGAGGAGGCCAACGCUAAGGGCAAUAUCUCAAUGCCCUCGAUGACCCCAGGACGUGAUGAGGGAAAUCCGCAAGUUCAAGGCCCAGUGCCGGGGCACUCCAUGAGCGAGGUACGAGGUCCUGAGCCCGAAGUUGAGUCCAUGACAUUGUCAGUGGGCGAGUGA